Messenger RNA from Orbicella faveolata, 1242 nucleotides. RefSeq lists its product as uncharacterized. Lineage: Eukaryota; Metazoa; Cnidaria; Anthozoa; Scleractinia; Merulinidae. The record is from RefSeq and is a predicted model, not a curated record.
AUGGACUGUAUUUAUCUGGUUUCUAUUCCACAUGACACGGCCAUGAACAUUUCCUUUAAGGAUUUUAUAAUUGAGGAUAGCCUACCCGACUGCGAUUAUGACUAUAUGAAGAUUAUUAACGAUCAAAAUCACGCAUAUGGUGUGUACUGUGGCCAGAAGACUGGACAGAGUGUUCUUGUCACUGGAGACUACGUUGUGAUCAUAUUCCACUCAGAUGAAAGUGAUGAACAAAAAGGAUUUCUGUUGUAUUUCACUGCUGUACCAAUCGUUUGUGGUUCGGAGAUAAACAACACACUGAAAAGUCCUGGAUACCCAAACGACUAUCCAAACAACAUGGACUGUAUUUAUUUGGUUUCCAUUCCUCAAGGCACAACAAUGAAAAUCUCCUUUUACGAUUUUUACGUCCACGAUGAUAAAUGGUGCCGUUAUGAUUAUUUGAAGAUUACUAAUGAGAACAGCGACGAUCUUGGUCACUACUGCGGUAAAAGAACCGGGGAGUCUGUCCUUGUAACUGGAAAAUAUGCUGUGCUGUUGUUCCACUCAGACUACGAUUCACAAAGAAAAGGAUUCCUUUUGUUUUUCACUACCAUUCGCCAGGAUUGUGAAUCUCACUGUUCUUACUGGUCAGAGGGUAUUUGGGGAAAUGCCCUUCUCUGCUUGAAUCUUAUUUCACCCGAACUCGCUUUUAAAUGCACCACAACAGUUACUGACAAGAUGAAUCCUCUCAAUUCUGAUGCAGAAGUUAUCAAAGUCUAUAGUCCAGAAUCAAAGCGAAGUAUAGCUUUCGUUUCCGCUCUCAUGGCUUCAGGAUUCACCAGGAUACCUAACAACUUUACGGAUGACAUUUAUCAUUCCUUUCUACCAUGUCCAGUGGGAACGUUCUCAAACACGACAUCUAAAGGAAAAGAUGGAUGCACGCCGUGUUCCCCAGGUGGAUUUUACUCUGACAAUCUCGGCCACGUGGCUGAAAACUGCAAGAGGUGUCCAAAUGGUUCCUUUGUAGCAUAUGACAAAGCACCAGGAACACGAACGCAAGAUUGCAAGUCUUGUCCCCAUGGAACAGAUACUGAUUUCUUUGCUGGAUAUCGUGGUUGCAAAUGUUUGGCAGGAUUUUAUCGAACACAUAUGUUCGACAAAUGUGAAAAAUGUGGCUUAGGUGGACUGAAAUGCCAAGAUGAUUUUGCGUCUUUAAAGUCUGGUUACUGGUGGGAAUGGCGUAAUACGACGCACAAAGAUCGAUAA